This is a messenger RNA of Amoebophrya sp. A120, 494 nucleotides long. Lineage: Eukaryota; Dinophyceae; Syndiniales; Amoebophryaceae. The record is from the annotation of a GenBank genome assembly.
GAGAAGAUCACCAGUCCGUGCGACAGGCGGAGAACUAGAGGCUGCAAACCAAAUCCAAAUACUAGUGCAGCGCCAGAUUAUUCUAUUUGGUUUCAUUGCAACGAUGGCAGCCCGGCAAAAUCGAGAACACCUGCACCUGCAAGGCCGCGGGCAAAACGGCACCAGUUUAGACGAUCCAGGAAGCUGCAGUUCUUCCGCAAUUGCCGCUUCAAACGAGCUCCUGUGCCAGAGUUCGACCCUACUCGACCGCCUCACGCAUGAAGGUGUCUUGCCGACGCGCCUCGCGAUUGAUUGGCAAGAGGCGAUCAAUCUGCGUGUCGAUUUGAAAAGGUGUGCUUCCCGCUCCCUGUCAGGCAACCCCAGGAAAAGCGAAGUUUUGUCAGAGGAGGCGAGCAGCGACGAAUUUUCAGCGCAUGUGUUGCUGGCCUUCGAUGCGCUCAACAUGAUCGUUUUCGUCUUGGAGCUACUCACCUGGGAACAAUCUUCGAUGGCGC